Molecule: messenger RNA, 2357 nt
Organism: Anas platyrhynchos (mallard)
Lineage: Eukaryota; Metazoa; Chordata; Aves; Anseriformes; Anatidae
Product: P2Y purinoceptor 2
Biological process (GO): G protein-coupled receptor signaling pathway
Cellular component (GO): plasma membrane
Molecular function (GO): G protein-coupled receptor activity
Source: RefSeq, a predicted model, not a curated record
AGAAACUUCCCUUUUGCCUUGAAAUGGCUCAGAGAAGUCCUGCCCCUCCAUGCCAAGCCAGAGAAAUCCCCGGGUGGCUGGGUGCUGGGUGCAGGGAGGGUUCCAAGCACUGCGGUGCCACCAGCCCUGGAGUGACCCCCGGGGACUGCUCCGCUCUGGCCCCAAAGAGCUCUCUGGGGUGGAGCAGCAGGAGGUCACCCUCCAGGUGACAGGCUAAACCAGGGGAAUUUUGUACAUAAAGAAGGAGCAAAAUCCCUGCUGUGCUUAGAGGCAGGGCUGGAUGCUGCUCUGCGUUCCUCCUCUCCAGGUCCUGCUCUGAUCCUUAGCGCUGUUUUUGAGGACAGCACAGAGGUGUCCGAGGAGCUGCUGGCCUCGCUCGCCUUCAUGAACACCAGCUCGGACUGCUUGCCCCAGGAGCUGCACGCUGCCAUCCCUGCCCUGGGGACCCUGCUCCUGCUGGGCUGCAUCCUGCUCAACGGCGUGAGCUUCUGGGUCUUCUGCUUCCACAUCAAGCAGUGGGAUUCGGGCAUGAUCCUCCAGUUCAACCUGGUCCUGGCAGACAUCACCAUCAUCCCCGUUGCUCCCCUCCGGAUUUCCUACCUCAGCCUCGGCAGCCGGUGGCCAUUUGGCCAAUUUCUCUGCCAGCUCGAAGUCUUCCUGCACAGCACCCACAUGUACGGCAGCAUCUAUUUCCUGAUGCUCAUCUGCAUCCACCGGUACUUUGUGGUUGUUCGGUACAAGAGCAAGUCCCUCUGGAAGAAGAGGACCUUCUUGAGAAAGCUGUGCUUGUUUGUCUGGAUCGUCCUCUUUGUCCAAGGGCUGCCUUUCUUCUUCGUCCUCAAAACUUCGUUUAUUGAUGGCUCAGAAAGAUGCCUGAAUAUUCACCAGUCAGAGUUGUCCUCUGUUUACAUAGUCUACAACAUGGUUGUGGUUGUGUUCUCUUUCCUCCUGCCCUUUGCUGUUUCCUUGACCUGCGGUGCUCUGCUGGGAGCUGCCAUUGCUAGAGCAGCCAAGAGAAGCUCCAGAGGUAAGAAGAUGAAGAACAGGUCUCUGCAGAUGAUAACAGUGUCUCUGGUGAUUUUUGCCAUCUGCUUCGGUCCUCUGCACAUCUGCAGGACCAUAGGCGUCGUCGUGAAGUACUACAACAUAUCUUGCCAGCUCCUGCACCAAGUGGAAGUUGCCUACUACAUCAGCUGGGUCUUCACCAUGGCAAACACCUGCCUGGAUCCCCUGAUCUACGUGUUUGCCAAUGAUAAGUUUAAGAAGAGCUUUGCUGACUCCUUCCGCAAACGGUGGGGCACCAACAGAGUGUGGCAGGGAACUGGGAGCCCCCUGAGGGAAGGUGCUGAAGAACUGGACCCUGAGCUUCUCCCUCCUUUUUUCUGUCCCAGGUCCCCAGAGCUACCAGCAGCAGUUCAGCCUGGCAACACUGCAGGACCUGGGGGUUUCUCUGUGUUCCCCCAGUGACACCAUGGGGUUGUUCCUGCAGGCAGGGGCUCCCUGGGCUCUGAGGAAGCUCUGACUAUGCACAGCUCCUGGUUGUAUCCCAGGUGGUUGGACCUCUUGUGCAUGGGUUUCCUGAGAGUGCUGAAAGAGCCAAGCCCUACUGGGUACAAGGGGGGAAUAGGGAAAGAAUUUAUACCUAAAGUCAUAAAUCAGGAGAAAGUCCAGUGAAAACUGUUGUGAAUUCCUGACUGUGAAUGUUUUUGUGCUUUUUUUGGGAGGAGGGUCUGCAUGUGUAUGGAGCUGAGGAGGGUGCAGGUCCCAGCACUCACAGAAUGCCCCCUGUCCAGGCACCCUUGGGCACCAGCACCUCCCCAUGCACCACUGGGCUGGGGCCAGGCUCCCCCUUACCCACGCAUCUGAUGGAAGGACAAGGGGGCAGAUGUUGAGCCAUGGAUGAGGGGUACAGGCGGGAGGUGUGUGGAUGGGGAAAGGAACUUCAUCAGCCUGGUAGGAAAUCUGGACUCAGUCUGUUGGAAGGUCCUUGGGAACAGGAUUGUGUGCGCCCCUCUCAUCAGCCUGCCCUUGUCCCACGACGACUGGGCUGAAAGCCUGCGAGGAGCUUCCUUCACCCCACUCUGAGUGGCAGCCAGGGAGAGCAAAAGUGUGGGGUGAAGGGUGCAGAAACCUGGAGCCUGAAUGCAAAGGCCGUGCUUGUCCUGUUUGGGCACGUUGCCUGGCCAGCCCUCAGCCCUCUGGCUGCUCUCAUCCUUGGCACCUUUACCUUGAGGCAGGGGACUGUGUUUCAUGGUCUUCUCCUUCUUCAAUCACACCAUGCAGAUGGGUGCCUGGCCUCUGGGAGCAUGGCAGCCCCAGGGCAGUGGCUUCUCCCUCGGGGUGGUGGGAAGUGGCUG